This is a messenger RNA of Arabis nemorensis, 2193 nucleotides long. NCBI's taxonomy places the organism in Eukaryota, Viridiplantae, Streptophyta, Magnoliopsida, Brassicales, Brassicaceae. The record is from the annotation of a GenBank genome assembly.
AUGGGUACGGAGAGAAAACGGAAGGUGAGCUUGUUCGAUGUCAUGGAAGAUCCAUCGCUCUCGGGGAAGAACACCAAAUCCAACACUCUCGGAGUUGCUGCAGCGGCGGGAGGUGUGAGCAAUCUGAUCAACAAAUGGAACGGAAAACCUUAUUCGCAGAGGUAUUACGAUAUUCUUGAGAAGAGAAGAGAUCUUCCAGUUUGGCUUCAGAAAGAUGAAUUUCUCAAGACUUUAAGCUCUAAUCAGACUCUGAUUCUCGUCGGAGAAACCGGAAGUGGUAAAACUACUCAGAUUCCACAGUUUGUUUUAGAUGCAGUAGUGGAGGCUGAGAAUUCAGAUAAGCGUAAGAAAUGGUUGGUUGGUUGUACACAGCCUCGUAGAGUUGCUGCAAUGUCUGUGUCUCGUCGUGUUGCUGAUGAAAUGGAUGUUACCAUUGGAGAAGAAGUCGGUUACAGUAUCCGUUUCGAGGACUGUAGUGGCCCUCGUACUAUGUUGAAGUAUUUGACUGAUGGUAUGCUGUUGAGAGAGGCGAUGGCGGAUCCGCUUUUAGAGAGAUAUAAAGUUGUUAUUCUCGAUGAAGCUCACGAAAGAACUUUAGCUACGGAUGUGCUGUUUGGUCUUUUGAAAGAGGUUUUGAAGAAUAGACCUGACCUUAAGCUAGUUGUGAUGAGUGCAACGUUGGAAGCUGAAAAGUUUCAGGAAUAUUUUAGCGGUGCUCCUCUUAUGAAAGUCCCUGGUAGGCUUCAUCCAGUUGAGAUCUUCUAUACACAGGAACCCGAGAGGGACUAUCUUGAGGCUGCUAUAAGGACCGUUGUUCAGAUACACAUGUGCGAGCCAUCUGGAGAUAUUCUUGUUUUCUUAACUGGAGAGGAGGAGAUAGAAGACGCCUGCCGUAAAAUCAAUAAAGAGGUCGGUAAUCUUGGAGAUCAAGUGGGGCCUGUCAAAGUUGUGCCUUUGUAUUCUACUCUUCCGCCUGCGAUGCAGCAGAAGAUUUUCGACCCUGCUCCAGAGCCGUUAACAGAAGGUGGUCCUGCUGGUAGAAAGAUUGUUGUCUCAACCAACAUCGCUGAAACAUCUCUAACCAUUGAUGGGAUUGUUUAUGUUAUCGACCCUGGUUUUGCUAAGCAGAAAGUCUACAACCCACGGAUUCGUGUUGAGUCAUUGUUGGUGUCCCCAAUAUCAAAGGCAAGUGCUCACCAGAGGUCAGGUCGUGCUGGUAGAACUCGGCCUGGAAAAUGUUUCAGGCUUUACACAGAGAAGAGUUUCAACAAUGAUCUGCAGCCACAGACAUAUCCCGAGAUAUUGAGAUCAAACCUUGCUAAUACAGUCUUGACAUUGAAAAAGCUGGGUAUAGAUGACUUGGUGCACUUUGAUUUCAUGGACCCCCCUGCUCCUGAGACACUGAUGCGGGCAUUAGAGGUUUUGAAUUAUUUGGGAGCAUUGGAUGAUGAAGGUAACUUGACAAAGACUGGUGAGAUAAUGAGUGAGUUUCCCUUGGAUCCCCAGAUGUCAAAGAUGCUCAUAGUCAGCCCUGAAUUCAACUGUUCAAACGAGAUUCUCUCAGUUUCUGCAAUGUUAUCAGUACCGAAUUGCUUUGUCCGGCCUAGAGAGGCUCAAAAAGCAGCAGAUGAAGCUAAAGCUAAGUUUGGACACAUUGAUGGAGAUCACCUCACACUGCUAAACGUGUACCACGCCUACAAGCAAAACAAUGAAGACCCAAACUGGUGUUUCGAGAACUUUGUCAACAACAGAGCAAUGAAGUCUGCAGACAAUGUUAGACAGCAGCUAGUGCGAAUAAUGUCGAGGUUUAAUCUGAAGAUGUGCAGCACAGAUUUCAACAGCCGUGACUACUAUGUCAACAUAAGAAAGGCCAUGCUUGCUGGUUAUUUCAUGCAGGUUGCUCACCUAGAACGCACUGGCCAUUACUUGACCGUCAAAGAUAACCAAGUGGUUCACUUGCAUCCAUCCAAUUGUCUGGAUCACAAACCGGAGUGGGUGAUUUACAAUGAAUACGUCUUGACUACUCGGAAUUUCAUUCGCACUGUUACAGAUAUUCGUGGUGAAUGGUUAGUAGAUGUUGCUCCGCAUUACUAUGAUCUUUCCAACUUCCCCAACUGCGAGGCAAAACGAGCCCUAGAGAAGCUUUAUAAGAAGAGAGAGAGGGAAAAGGAGGAGAGCAAGAACCGAAGGUGA